Dermacentor silvarum is the source of this 840-nucleotide messenger RNA. RefSeq lists its product as uncharacterized. Bases 1 to 840 code for a protein of 279 amino acids. The record is from RefSeq and is a predicted model, not a curated record. NCBI's taxonomy places the organism in Eukaryota, Metazoa, Arthropoda, Arachnida, Ixodida, Ixodidae. The transcript has 3 exons. Gene Ontology annotation, molecular function: zinc ion binding.
AUGAGUGGGCAUGUGAAAAAACGGUGCUUUACACGCAAACAUAGGGUGACUUACCCUAUUUCUUUAUUUGCAGAAAACUUCGUUUAUGCCCAUCCGGAUGACAUUAAAGAAUGGACCGAGGACAUGCGGGACUGGCCUGAAAUUAGGGGACCAGAUAUAGUGUAUUAUUUACUGCAUUCGAAGGCCUGCGACCUGCAAGAAGUACGAUGUUACAAGUCCUUGCAGUCAUACAACUAUCUGCAGUCAGGCUGGGUCGGCAAAGUUCUCCUGCACAAGGUGAAUGAAGACAUUGUGCUUUUAAAGGCAGAUGUCACGCCUUCACAAGCUAUAAAUAGCAAGCCUCAUCGUGUGUGGGUGUCCGCAAAGAAGCAAGGUGAAGUUUUACGUGCAGGCUGCACCUGCAUGGCUGGACAAGCCAGAGUUUGUAGCCAUGUAGGCGCCGUACUCUGGAAAAUAGACUGUGCUGUUUCCCGUGGCAUGACUGGAAAGACUUGUACCGACGAAGCUGCAAAAUGGAACAAGGGUACAACUCGAAACGUCCAGCCCUCUGAAAUUGAGGCAAUCAACUUCAAGCUUCAAAAAAGAACUGUUGACCCAGCUGUACAGCGUCCAGCACGAAAUGUGCAAGUGCUGCUUUCUGAAGCUGAAAUCAAGAAGUUGCGUGAUAACUCCGGUUACCCUGAGCUGUUCAAUAUACCAGGAACACUGUUGCACACAACGUUUACAGCAGUACCCCGCCUGGCUGCACCAAUAGCUGACCAUGAUGACUUGCAGCACUGUGCCCAGGACUACAUCAGUACACUGCCCACGAGCUGUGACCGGCAGCUGACGCACUCCUAG